Messenger RNA from Arvicola amphibius (Eurasian water vole), 1693 nucleotides. RefSeq names its product proline rich transmembrane protein 1 (gene Prrt1). Lineage: Eukaryota; Metazoa; Chordata; Mammalia; Rodentia; Cricetidae. The coding region runs from base 1 to 921 and encodes 306 amino acids. The record is from RefSeq and is a predicted model, not a curated record. Gene Ontology annotation, cellular component: membrane. The transcript has 4 exons.
AUGUCAUCGGAAAAGUCAGGCCUUCCAGACUCAGUUCCCCACACUUCGCCGCCACCCUACAAUGCCCCCCAACCUCCGGCCGAGCCCCCCAUCCCGCCCCCACAAACGGCCCCCUCCUCGCACCAUCACCACCACCAUCACUACCACCAGUCUGGCACUGCCACCCUCCCGCGCUUAGGGGCAGGUGGGCUGGCCUCUGCCUCAGCUGGCGCUCAGCGUGGUCCUUCGUCCUCUGCCACGCUACCGCGGCCCCCCCACCAUGCCCCACCCGGUCCCGGCGCUGGGGCUCCUCCACCCGGCUGUGCUACCUUACCCCGCAUGCCACCCGACCCUUAUCUGCAGGAGACUCGCUUCGAGGGCCCACUUCCCCCACCGCCGCCGGCGGCCGCCGCCCCGCCCCCACCAGCACCAGCCCCGACGGCCCAAGCCCCGGGCUUUGUGGUGCCCACGCACACGGGGGCGGUGGGCACACUGCCGCUGGGGGGCUACGUGGCGCCCGGCUACCCGCUGCAGCUGCAGCCCUGCACUGCCUAUGUUCCAGUGUAUCCGGUGGGCACGCCCUACGCAGGCGGGACCCCUGGGGGGCCGGGAGUGACCUCCACUCUGCCCCCGCCGCCCCAGGCCCCAGGGCUGGCUCUGUUGGAGCCCAGGCGCCCGCCACACGACUACAUGCCCAUCGCUGUGUUGACCACCAUCUGCUGCUUCUGGCCUACAGGCAUCAUCGCCAUCUUCAAGGCCGUGCAGGUGCGCACGGCCUUGGCCCGCGGAGACAUGGUGUCCGCCGAGAUCGCUUCACGCGAGGCCCGGAACUUCUCCUUCAUCUCCCUGGCCGUGGGCAUCGCAGCCAUGGUGCUCUGUACUAUCCUCACGGUCGUCAUCAUCAUCGCCGCCCAGCACCACGAAAACUAUUGGGAUCCCUAAAACCACCCCCAUGUCGGCCCCACUCCGUGCCCCCCAACCUCCCAGGCGCGUCGUGCAGUCCGGCCGCCUAUCCAACGCGCGCCCUGCACAUCCUCCUGUGGCGCCGCUGGACUUCCAGAUAUCAUAAACUCCGCCCCCACGGAACCUCCGGCCCAGCGACUACGCUCCGAAUCCAGUUCCUCAGGAACCUCUCCAAAACCCACAUCCCCAGCGACACUGGAAUCCGUGCCAAACCCCGAGCCCCGAGACGCCCCAGUUUCCCACCCCAUCAAGUGCAAUGCGGGGGCGGAGCUCCCCUGGUCUCGGAUCCUCAGUAGGGAGUCAGGUCCUAGAAGCUCCGCCUCCUCUAUAGGCCCCGCCCCAACUCCCACAAACCCCGCCUCCAGGUCGGCAGGCUCCGCCUUCUUCCUUGUGGGGUAGUUCAGUCUGUUGAUUGGGUUUGUGAAUUCAGGCCCAGCCCGCAGACGGACGUACCCUUUCCCCCUACCCCUCGAAAAGGGCUCAGCCCUGGGAGAACUGCAACCCUACUCUGGCUCGGAUCUUUGCCAGUACGGAUUUUUUCCCUUCUCCAUCCGGGUCUCUUUGCCUAUUUUCUUGCUAAUUUCAGAACUCCCGUUUUUGUUGCUUUCGGAGUGAGAUGUGGGAAGUUUCCGGUUUAGUACCCCUCACCCUGGAAAAAGAACCAAGUUCCUGCAGUGUAAAUACUCUUUCUAUCUGUGCCAACCCCUGGGCAGCGGGGCAGAAGGGUUAAGGGAGGGAGCGCAUGCGCUCC